GGAACCCUGCCUCCUCCACUCGCCCAGCCCCCCCUCCUGUCCCCUGCUUGCCCUCACCUGGCCAGGCAGGAGCCCUGCUGGGCUGGACUGAAGGAGGCCGGGGGCCCACGGGCGGGGGCACGCCUGGCGGGCUGCACCGGCACAGCUGCACGGCCAGGCCCGGCCGCCCCCUUUCCUCGCCCUCCUCGCCCCCCUCCUCGCCCCGCCUGGGCGCGGAUCAGGCCCCAGCCACCGACGACGACGACGCCACCUCCUCCCCCUCCAUGGCCGCCGCUUACCCGGCUGCCGCCGUCGCUGUUGCUGCUGCUGCAUUGUGGGAAGCGGCAGCCUGAGUCGGACCCACCUCACUCGCCGCCGCCCAGACCGUCUCCAGCAGCCGCCGCCGCCGCCACCAUCGCGAUGGGCGCCGUAACUGACGAUGAAGUUAUUCGCAAACGACUUUUGAUUGAUGGAGAUGGUGCAGGUGAUGACAGACGGAUAAAUUUGUUGGUGAAGAGUUUUAUCAAGUGGUGCAAUUCUGGAUCUCAAGAAGAAGGAUACACCCAGUACCAACGCAUGCUGAGUACUCUGUCACAAUGUGAAUUUUCAAUGGGAAAAACUUUACUUGUGUAUGAUAUGAACCUCAGAGAAAUGGAGAAUUAUGAAAAAAUCUACAAAGACAUAGAAAAUAGCAUAGCUGCAGCACAUGAAAAAAUUGCUGAGUGCAAAAAGCAGAUUCUUCAGGCAAAAAGAAUACGAAAAAAUCGCCAAGAAUAUGAUGCCUUGGCUAAAGUAAUACAACAUCAUCCAGAUAGGCAUGAAACAUUGAAGCAGCUAGAGGCUCUAGGAAAAGAACUUCAACAUCUUUCUCACAUCAAAGAAAAUGUUGAAGAUAAAUUGGAGUUGAGACGAAAGCAGUUCCAUGUCCUUCUGAGCACCAUUCAUGAACUUCAGCAAACUCUGGAAAAUGACGAAAAACUUUCAGAAUCGGAAGAAUCCCCAGACAAUCCAAUGGAGACAGAAGAUAAACAGUAGAUGGACUUUGGAGUCAGCUCAGAAGCCUGGAACAUUUUUUCUGAAUUAGAUAAAUACUUAAGAGUUUGGUUUUUGUUAUUUUUUUCCACAAGAAAUUAAAAUAAGCUUUAAUUAA
Molecule: messenger RNA, 1129 nt
Organism: Eublepharis macularius
Lineage: Eukaryota; Metazoa; Chordata; Lepidosauria; Squamata; Eublepharidae
Gene: THOC7
Product: THO complex subunit 7
Exons: 8
Coding region: 400-1014 (204 amino acids)
Biological process (GO): mRNA processing; mRNA export from nucleus
Cellular component (GO): THO complex part of transcription export complex
Source: RefSeq, a predicted model, not a curated record